Messenger RNA from Ceratitis capitata (Mediterranean fruit fly), 590 nucleotides. RefSeq lists its product as uncharacterized. The transcript is spliced from 2 exons. NCBI's taxonomy places the organism in Eukaryota, Metazoa, Arthropoda, Insecta, Diptera, Tephritidae. The record is from RefSeq and is a predicted model, not a curated record. The coding region runs from base 67 to 546 and encodes 159 amino acids.
AUUCUUCUCAAAACAAUAAACAAUAAUAUUUAUAAGUCAAACAAAAAUAAUAACGCUUUUAUAAUUAUGUCUACUUCAGAGCGGCGUAGUGGUAAAAUAUACAAGAAAAUAAAAACGAAUGAAGUUAUAAAAAUACCUAAAAGUAUAUUCGAUAAAACAUUGGAUGUGAUAAACGAUGGACAACAUAUAACAUGGAAGGAUAGAAAUAAUUCUUGUUCGAAAGCUAUACACCGUAGUAGCCCUGAAAAUGAUAUAAACAGCAUGCGCUCGAGCGAUCUAAGUACAAAAAUGUCUUUAGCCAGGAAUUUUCUAUUGAAAAGAGAUAUUAAAAACGUGGGAAAAAUUUUGGCUGUCGCUAACCCUAGUGGUGGACGUUUGGAGAACAGAUGGUACCCACUUUGCAUAAAGUAUGGAGUUCUAUCAUUGGCACAUUGCAAUCGCAACUUAUUAAAUUUGUAUCUGCAAUCGUUAGUAUCGUCGGAAAAUAACCAAGGAACUAUGGAAAAGUAUACAAAAUAUUCGAAAAGGGAAAAUGACCAUGAUUAAAGUUAUCUGACGGAAUAAAAGAAAUUGAAUGCAAGUGAAAUAAA